AUGCGUCUCCUCAACACAGAGACGCUCAAUCUUGAGACCUUUUACGAUAAAAUUCCUGUUUACGCUAUCAUUUCACACACGUGGGAAAGUGACGAGGUGCUGUUCCAGGACAUUAAGAAUGGGACCGCAGAGAGGAGAGACGGGUUUGCCAAGGUGAAGGGAGCGGUUGGACAAGCUGUCAAGGAUGGAUUCAAGUACACUCUCUCAGAGGCCAUCAACUCCAUGUUUCGGUGGUAUCGCGAAGCUCAGGUCUGCUAUGCCUACCUGAGCGACGUCAAUCACGACGAUGACCACCGUGCCAAAGAGAGUGGCUUCGGGCUUUCUCGAUGGUUCACCCGUGGUUGGACGCUUCAAGAACUUAUCGCUCCUCCAGUCGUAUACUUCUUUGCUUCAGACUGGCAAGAGAUAGGUUCAAGGCACGGCCUCCUGGAACUUAUUGUCGAUAUUACGCGCAUCCACCACGGGUUUUUCAUCUCCGGAAACCUAUCCAUAUUUCAGCGCUGCUCAGAAGAUGUCUUGAGCGGCUGA
Podospora pseudocomata is the source of this 528-nucleotide messenger RNA. RefSeq lists its product as uncharacterized. The transcript is spliced from 2 exons. NCBI's taxonomy places the organism in Eukaryota, Fungi, Ascomycota, Sordariomycetes, Sordariales, Podosporaceae. The coding region runs from base 1 to 528 and encodes 175 amino acids. The record is from RefSeq and is a predicted model, not a curated record.